Dendrobium catenatum is the source of this 555-nucleotide messenger RNA. The record is from the annotation of a RefSeq genome assembly. Lineage: Eukaryota; Viridiplantae; Streptophyta; Magnoliopsida; Asparagales; Orchidaceae.
AUGAAAAAUCUAAUUGAUUCUUUUGUUUCCGUGGGGCACUGGUCAUCCGCUGGGAGUUUCGAGUUUAAUACCGAUAUUUUAGCAACAAAUCCAAUAAAUCUAAGCGUAGUGCUGGGUGUAUUGAUUUUUUUUGGAAAGGGAGUGUUAAAUGAUUUAUUAGAUAAGCGAAAACAGAGGAUCUUGAGUACUAUUCGAAAUUCAGAAGAAUUACGUAGAGGAGCCAUUGAACAGCUCGAAAGAGCUCGGGUUAGAUUACGGAAAGUGGAAAUCGAAGCAGAUGAGUAUCGAACGAAUGGAUACUCUGAUAUAGAACGAGAAAAAGUAAAUUUGAUUAAUGCUACUUGCAAUAGUUUGGAACGAUUAGAAAAUUACAAAAAUGAAACUCUUUUUUUUGAAAAACAAAGAGCAAUUAAUCAGGUCCGACAACAAGUUUUGCAACAAGCCUUACAAAGAGCUCUAGGAACUUUGAAUAGUUGUUUGAAUAGCGAAUUACAUUUUCGUACCAUCAGUGCUAAUAUUGGUAUCCUCGGGUCCGUGGAAGAAAUAACUGAUUAG